UGUAGACUUUUCCACUUCAUUUGGUUUGAGGCUUCGUCGUUGUUAUUAUCCAUGCCAUCCUGGAAAACCAAAAUGAUAGCCUAUAGAUCCAUAAUCUGAUCUCCAAGUCUAAUCUGGCAACCUCGUUCCUCUGACUGAUGGGAUUGGAUCGUCUGGGAUUUCUGUGACUACAUCAGCGUGACGUCAUCAGCUCGGUCCAGUAUUUAUGAUAAGAGCAGAAGGCCAUGUAAUGAGGAGUUAGAUGUGUGUGUGCGCGCGCGCUGCAGAAGUCGAUCAGCUGAUAGUUUAGUUGUGUGUCUGUGUGAGAGUAGAUUGGAUUUUCUGCACUGAGACGCGGUUCCACAUCGAGUUUUUUUUACAGAAACUUUGUCGGUAGUGUCUGUAGUGAGGCGGUUCUUGACGAUGCACAUCGCGGCGGAGUUUUGCGUGAUGUGCGUGAAGGUGCUCUGGUCGUUCGCGGCGGCGGCGGCGCGGUGGCUCGUGAAGCCGCAGGAGAAGCGCGUGCAGGGCCGCGUGUGCGUGAUCACCGGGGCCGGAAGUGGACUGGGACGCCUGUUCGCGCUGCACUUCGCCCGCAGAGGUGCCACGCUCGCGCUGUGGGACAUCAACCGCACCGCCAACGAGGAGACCGCAGAGCUCGUGCGCGAAAUCUACCGACAGAACACCACCGACACCGGCACCACCUGCACAGGUCCGGACGACAGGGUUGAGGAGUUGCCCGCGCUCCAGCCGCGAGUGUACACGUACGUGUGUGACGUGAGUAAGCGUGAGAGUGUGUACGCCACGGCCGAGCAGGUGAGGAGAGAGGUGGGAGACGUGACGUUCCUCGUCAACAACGCCGGCGUGGUUUCAGGACAUCACCUUCUCGAGUGUCCCGACGAACUGAUCGAGAGGACCAUGAUGGUGAACUGCCACGCCCACUUCUGGACCACGAAAGCUUUUCUCCCGAAGAUGCUGGAGUUAAACGAGGGACACAUCGUGACCGUCGCCAGCUCUCUGGGUCUCUUCACCACGGCCGGGGUCGAGGAUUACUGCGCGAGCAAAUUCGGCGCCAUCGGCUUCCACGAGUCCCUGAGCCACGAGUUAAAGGCGGCGAAUAAAGACGGGAUCAAGAUGACUCUGGUGUGUCCGUUCCUGGUCGAUACGGGGAUGUUUAAAGGCUGCGAAAUCAGGAAGGAGAUCGCACCGUUUUUCCCGCCGCUGAACCCGGAGCACUGUGUGGACCGAGCCAUGAGAGCCAUUCUGACGGAUCAGCCGAUGGUGUGCACGCCGCGCGCCAUGUACGCUGUCACCUUCAUGAAAACGAUUCUGCCGUUCGACGCCAUCGUGUGCAUGUACCGCUUCCUCGGCGCUGAUAAAUGCAUGUAUUCCUUCCUGGCUCAUCGGAAAGAAUCCACCAACAACAACGAGUCGAAACUCAGCAUGUAGUCACUCUGGAUGCUCUGUGAAAUGCUCGCCGGAUCGACACGUCUUCUAACAUCUCUAACGCUCUUGUUCAUCUGGAGCAAAAAAUUCAAACUGUAACGACACGACCCAGAAAUCUAUGGAUCUUGUUAAGCUGCCUUCGCAUUUCCGUUUUUAAGCUCGAUAAUUUCAUCAUCUACAGGUUAUUAGAUAUGUGACGACAUUACAUUCGUUUAUGUCCUGAUUAUUACUUAUAUUAAAAAAAAAAAAGAAAA
Molecule: messenger RNA, 1679 nt
Organism: Ictalurus punctatus (channel catfish)
Lineage: Eukaryota; Metazoa; Chordata; Actinopteri; Siluriformes; Ictaluridae
Gene: rdh10b
Product: retinol dehydrogenase 10b
Exons: 6
Coding region: 403-1428 (341 amino acids)
Cellular component (GO): lipid droplet
Molecular function (GO): oxidoreductase activity, acting on the CH-OH group of donors, NAD or NADP as acceptor
Source: RefSeq, a predicted model, not a curated record